AUAUAAACGAAACCAAAUAUGGUGUGUUCUAUUACACUUACUUUUCUCUCGUUGAUGAUCCUGACAAAGUCGUUUGGAAUUGAUGGAACAAACCAUUUUAUUUGCAAAACAAUUGAGGAGGCGUUCACAUCGGAAAGCCAAAUUGAAAGUGGCGAUGCUUCAAGUGACUCUACUAUACAGCACAUUCAAGGAAGGCCAGGAAAGAGAGGAAUACAAGGAAUGAAAGGGGAGAUAGGACCACCGGGAAAUGUGAAUUAUGAAGCUAUCGAUUUGAAAUUGGAAAGCAAAGUUGAUCAAGAAAUGCAAGAAUCAAUGAGAGAAUAUGGAUCAACAGUUGCAGAAUUACAAGAUGAAGUUAGAAAGUUGAAACAACGACAAGAUUUGUGCAAGGUGUUCUACGCUGGCAAAUGUUUUUGGUUCGUUUUUCAUAAUAACCAGGAUGUAACAUAUUCUCAACUUGAGGAACUUUGUGCCCAAAAUGGUGGAACGCCGGCAAAUAGCUAUGGAAGAAAUCAUUUUGAAGAGAUAGAUGCAUAUGUAGAUUCGAUAACCCAGCAUACAACGUUUUUCACCGGAAUGACCAUUAAUAACUCGAACAAAAUCAUUAGGAUGAAUAACGGGAUUAAAGCAAGUUGGACUGUUGGAGAAAUGAGGUGGUUUCCCAGUCACCCGAUAGCCCAUGCCGACCGGACUCUACUUGCCGUACAUUCUAAUCGCGAUCCAGGGUCUUCACACCUGGUCUAAAAGUAACCGAAGGCAUGGAGUCCUUUCUGAAAAGUGAACACCGUAAAAACUGAUGAGUGAUAAAACUUGAAUUUAUUAUAAAUUUACAGGCACAACAAAGCAAAAGUUGAAAGUUUGAAUAUAAUAGCGGCAACAACUCAAUUACUUUUUUCAUCAUUUGUAAUAAAUCUUCAACACUAUUUGGCUCUAUUCGUGAACGAUUCACAGAUAAACCGAAGUUUUUUGACUCACUAUCAAUAUUUCAUCCCAACAAACCAACCGAGAUCGCCUACGAAAUCGUCAUAGUUUUGACCACCAUAGGUCAAUAAUGGGAUUACAGAACAAGGAGAGCAAACAAAACCUUGAAUGAGGUUUGCAACUCACAGAAAUCAAAUUGAAAUGUGUUGCCAAGAGUCGGGUUCAUUCGCCUAGGAAUAUAAUAUUA
This is a messenger RNA of Styela clava, 1168 nucleotides long. RefSeq lists its product as uncharacterized. The record is from RefSeq and is a predicted model, not a curated record. Lineage: Eukaryota; Metazoa; Chordata; Ascidiacea; Stolidobranchia; Styelidae.